Protobothrops mucrosquamatus (brown spotted pit viper) is the source of this 885-nucleotide messenger RNA. RefSeq names its product dicarbonyl and L-xylulose reductase (gene DCXR). Lineage: Eukaryota; Metazoa; Chordata; Lepidosauria; Squamata; Viperidae. Gene Ontology annotation, biological process: xylulose metabolic process; glucose metabolic process. Gene Ontology annotation, molecular function: carbonyl reductase (NADPH) activity; L-xylulose reductase (NADPH) activity. The transcript is spliced from 8 exons. Bases 20 to 751 code for a protein of 243 amino acids. The record is from RefSeq and is a predicted model, not a curated record.
GGUUCAGCUGCCGCGGAGGAUGGAGCGCUUCUCAGGCCGCCGCGCCCUGGUGACGGGUGCAGGCAAAGGGAUCGGCAGGGCUGUGGCGGUACGGCUGAGCCACGCGGGGGCUCAGGUGGUGGCGGUGAGCCGGACCCAGGCAGAUCUCGAGAGCCUGCAAAAAGAGUGCCCAGGCAUCCAGACAUUGUGCGUUGAUCUCGCAGACUGGGAAGCUACAGAGGCUGCAUUAAGCACAGUAGAAGAUAUUGAUUUGUUAGUGAAUAAUGCUGCUGUGGCAGUUUUGCAGCCAUUCCUAGAGGUGACUAAGGAGGCCUUUGACAGAUCUUUCAAUGUCAAUCUUCGGGCUGUGCUGCAAGUCUCCCAGAUUUUUGCCCAGAAACUGAUUGCCAGAGGAGCACCUGGAGUUAUUGUCAAUGUUUCAAGCCAGGUUUCUCAACGGGCUAUGUUAAAUCACACUGUCUAUUGUGCAACCAAGAGUGCCUUGGAUAUGCUGACAAAGUCAAUGGCUCUAGAAUUAGGCACCCAUAAGAUUCGGGUAAAUUGUGUGAACCCCACAGUUGUCAUGACAAACAUGGGACGCCAAAAUUGGAGUGAUCCCCAGAAAUCUGGACCUAUGCUUAGCCGCAUUCCGUUGGGAAAAUUUGCAGAAGUGGAUGAGGUGGUAAACGGUAUCCUGUUCUUAUUGAGCGACCAAAGCAACAUGACCACUGGUGCCACAUUACCCAUUGAUGGAGGAUUCCUCUCCAGCUAGAAUACCUUGUUGGGUAAAUUUGUUUGGGAUGAAUAGCCCAAAUUCUUCAUGAUUUAUCCGGUUUAUAGUCUUUUUCAAAAUACUGAAGAUCAUGAAAUGGAACAAUAUGAUAUACCAAUAAAUCAUAAAAGUAG